Molecule: messenger RNA, 683 nt
Organism: Owenia fusiformis
Lineage: Eukaryota; Metazoa; Annelida; Polychaeta; Sabellida; Oweniidae
Source: the annotation of a GenBank genome assembly
UUAACUCCACUGGACACAGUUCUCAAAGAGACUGUACUUGAUUGUUUUCAAAGCUGUGUCUUUGAGCGUUAUUGUAUAAGCUUCAAUUACAAUAGUGAGAUAAAGUCUUGUGAACUGAUGCGAGGGGCAAGAUUCCAGAUAUUUGGCAGUAACAAGGUGACAGAAAUCGGUUGGGAUUACUAUUCCAUGACUUGUCAGGAUUUGGUGACAAUGGCGGCAGCAGCGAAUGAUUGCAGAAAUAUCUGCAAAGAAAAAGGAUCUUGGAUGCCGUAUGUAUCAGUGGACACACCCAGUGGAGGCAAUGACAUUGAAACAACACAGCACUGGGAGAAUAAGAUUGUCAACAAUGGCGAUACUGCACUAGGGGCCAAGUAUUGCAAAGAUAGGCUUGCGCCACUUGCAAUGGAGGCUCGUGUAGUAGGCACUGAAACUCCAGCAAAAAGCACUGGGCAAAUGUUUGCAAAAUACAGCUCAGAAGAAGGUUUUCUAUGUAGUAAUGAGGAUCAAUUUACUGGGGGUCCUUGUGUGGAUUAUGAAGUGAGAUACUUUUGUCCAAAUGUAUUAGAGCAAGCACAAAGCAAACAUCUGGUCAAAAAUGGUUGAGCUUUAAUAUCCUGUUUCAGAACUAUCCCUAUUCUUAUUAUUGAAAAGGAUUCUAGCAAUACUAUCCAACAUGAAUCUAC